Messenger RNA from Phaedon cochleariae (mustard beetle), 2244 nucleotides. The record is from the annotation of a GenBank genome assembly. Lineage: Eukaryota; Metazoa; Arthropoda; Insecta; Coleoptera; Chrysomelidae.
AUGUCUUACAUGGAGAUCUAUAACGAAGUCGGCUACGAUUUGCUUAGUCCGAAACAACUGAACACUGCCAGAUAUUUGGAAGAACUACCGAGAAUAUCAUUGUUGGAAGAUAAAAAAGGGGAAGCUCACAUUCGCAAUUUGAGUGUUUUGCCUGUGACGACUGAACAGGAAGCUAUGAGACUAUUAUUUCUAGGAGAUACGAACAGGACUAUCGCUGAGACUCCAAUGAAUGAGUAUUCAUCGAGAUCACACUGUAUAUUUACGAUUUACCUGACUCAUCGAAAUGCUGGAUCAAAUAAAUUGAGAUAUUCCAAAUUGCAUUUGGUGGAUUUAGCAGGAUCAGAACGGGUUUGCAAAUCUAUGAGCACAGGACUGGCACUGAGUGAAGCCAAACAUAUAAAUUUGUCCCUUCAUUUUUUGCAACAAGUCAUAUUGGCCCUGUCAGAGUCAAGGAGAAGCCACAUCCCUUACAGAAAUAGCAUGAUGACUUUCAUUUUGAAGGACUCUCUCAGCGGCAACUGCAUGACUUCUAUGUUGGCAACCCUGGCCGUAUCAAAGAACAACAUUCUGGAAACGAUAAGUACUUGUAGAUUUGCCCAAAGAGUAUCGAUGGUAUCAACAGAUCCUGUGAUUAAUGAAAUAAUAGAUCCUCAGCAGGAGAUUUCAUAUUUGAAAAACAAAGUAGAAGAACUGGAAUGUCAGUUAGUGUCUGCAACAGGUUUCAAGAACUCUUCUACAUUGACGGAUGCUCAAAAAAGUCAAUGUCAAUAUGAAGUCAAGCAAUACCUGAAAAAUGCUUCAACAAACCAAGAACUGAAUAUACUAGAACCUGAUUUGACACAAGUACAAUUUUGUUUCGGUCUAUUGAAAAACGAAGUUAACACGCAAAAGGAUAAGUACGAAGAACUGAAAAUUAAGCUGGAUUAUAGUAAUACCGAAAUUGAACAUUUGAAGAAUAAUAUUCUGAAGAGAGAUGAAGACAUCAAACAAUUGAAAAACUCCCUGGACAAGAUUUCCCGAAAGGAAAUAAAUCCGAACGAGUAUACUGGGUUUCACCGUCUAUAUCAAACUAUGCUAAAUGGACAUGCACCUAUAUCCACUACAAAUCGCAUUGAAGAAAGAGGAGAUCUUUUCAAAGUAUUCCUCUCGUACCCAAAAAAUUCAGAAACUCUCAGUUUUUACCAAACAACACUCGAAAAGAAGCUUGAAAUGGCAAGAAUCUAUGCCCAAGCUAUCAAGCAAUGUCAGAAAAAUAUCUCUUACAUUAAGCUCCAACUGGAAACUAGUCCUUGCUAUUCUGAGAAAUCACUUUUGAUUCAAGAAUUGCAUGAACAACAAGAAAUUUAUAAGAAAGCCUUGGUUGAAUUGAAGGAAAUUGAAAACGAAACUCACCAUUUACAAUCAGGUUUAAAACAAGAGGAAUUCAAAGUCAAGCACUUUUUCAACGAAUGGAUGAAACAAAAUAAUCCCCAAUCUUCAAUUAAGCAUAAUUUACAUUCCAUCAAUAACACCUCUCAAAGUAUAUCUAGAAACGAUCAAUUUCUUUCAUCAAAUUUCAGUUUACCAGUGUACCAGAACCAAUGUCCUGAUCGCCCUGUAUGUUCCAGGCAAACUUAUAUUCAUCCUAUAUGUUGUGAAUACCCAAAUGAAAAUAUAGCUGGAACGUAUUCAUGCAGGAACCAAUAUCAUGAGGAGGAAAGUUGUAACUUUCCAUAUCAUAUGCUGCCCGAACCUGAAAGAAACUCAUUUUUUUCAUCUUCACAGUGUUGUCAAGAGUUACAACCCAAUAAUUUCGAGAAUUUGGCUGGUUAUCAAGAUACAAACUGCAUGGGAAUCAUUUCUCAUGAUCAUUGUGAAUGUUCUAACCUUGAACCACUAAAAAAUACGACUUGCGAAAACACUAUUUCGAAUUAUUGUGAUGAAGAAACUUCAAAGCACCUUUUAUCUGCAACAGAGAAAGAAGUGUGCUGUGGAAAGCAACCGGAAAUGAAUAUUGGAGAUAAUUUGAGUGUGAUAUGUCAGACGUUGCCUGAAGUCGACAGAAGAAAUAUUGAAGCGAAAAAUACAGGAAUGGCAAUUGACAUUGAAACACCCUGUGUUGAAAAUGAAAUUAAGGACAGCCUUGAGCAAUUUUUCAUUGACACAGAUUCAAAGGAGUUCAAAGAAUUUAUGAAAACUGUUACAUUAACAGGUGAACCAGAAAUUGAUGAAGAUAUUUUUAAUUUUUAUAGGACCAAAUUCUAA